Chrysochloris asiatica (Cape golden mole) is the source of this 768-nucleotide messenger RNA. Its product is annotated as cytochrome b ascorbate-dependent protein 3-like. Gene Ontology annotation, molecular function: oxidoreductase activity. NCBI's taxonomy places the organism in Eukaryota, Metazoa, Chordata, Mammalia, Afrosoricida, Chrysochloridae. Gene Ontology annotation, cellular component: lysosomal membrane. The transcript has 6 exons. The coding region runs from base 16 to 768 and encodes 250 amino acids. The record is from RefSeq and is a predicted model, not a curated record.
CAGUGUGUCCUCAGAAUGGUGGUGGGACGCUUUUACCUUUCCUGCCUGGCGCUGGGGUCCCUGGGCUUGCUCUGUAUCCUCUUCACCAGCUACUGGAUGUGGUACUGGCGCAACGGCUUUGCCUGGGACGGAAGCCAACUCAUGUUCAACUGGCACCCUGUGCUCAUGGUGGCUGGCAUGGUGGUGGUCUACGGAGCUGCCUCGCUAGUGUACCGCCUGCCCCAGUCCUGGGUAGGGCCCAAGCUGCCCUGGAAGAUCCUCCAUGCAGCUCUGCAUCUGAUGGCCUUCGUCCUGACCGUGCUGGGGCUGGUAGCCGUCUUUGCCUUUCAUAACAGUCAUCGGAUCAGCAACCUCUACUCCCUGCACAGCUGGGUGGGGAUCACCACCGUCUUCUUGUUUGCCUGCCAGUGGUUCCUGGGCUUUGCCGUCUUCCUCCUGCCCUGGGCCUCCGUGUGGCUGCGCAGUCUCCUUAAGCCCACGCAUAUCUUCUUUGGGACCUCCAUCUUUUCGCUGGCCAUUGUGUCUGUCAUUUCCGGCAUUAAUGAGAAGCUUUUCUUCAGUCUGAAAAAUGCCACCCACCCUUACUCCAGUCUGCCCAGUGAGGCUGUCUUCGCCAACAGCACCGGGAUGCUAGUGGUGGUCUUUGGGCUGCUGGUCCUUUAUAUCCUGGCUUCAUCUUGGAAGCGCCCAGAGCCGGGGCUCCUGAAUGACAGACAGCCUCUGCUGCAUGGUGGCCAGGGAAGCGGGCCAGGGCUCCGAAGCAGUUGA